Molecule: messenger RNA, 243 nt
Organism: Trichomonas vaginalis G3
Lineage: Eukaryota; Parabasalia; Trichomonadida; Trichomonadidae
Product: kinase C-related family
Exons: 1
Coding region: 1-243 (80 amino acids)
Source: RefSeq, a predicted model, not a curated record
AUGUUGAAAAGAAAUAAAGCAAAUGUUGUAAAUAAUACUGAAGUAGCUGAAGUUAAACAAACUCCAACACCUUCGCCAAAACCAACGUCAAAACCAACACCUUCACAAGCAAAACCUUCAAUGACUCCUGAACCUAUGGAAGUACAAACUCCUGUUCAAAAGUCAACUCCUAAACCGACUCCAACAUUUAAACCAGAACCUACUCCUCAAAUAAAUCGUAAAACUCCUGCGUUUCCUUACUGA